Molecule: messenger RNA, 321 nt
Organism: Cryptococcus wingfieldii CBS 7118
Lineage: Eukaryota; Fungi; Basidiomycota; Tremellomycetes; Tremellales; Cryptococcaceae
Exons: 2
Coding region: 1-321 (106 amino acids)
Source: RefSeq, a predicted model, not a curated record
AUGCCGCGAUUUCUCGUCUACGCCCCCGACUAUCCCGACUAUCUCGAAAAGAGACUCGCCGUGAGAGCUGAACAUCUUGCUCGUGGCCAGAUUGACACGGAUUCCCGCCUUGUUCUGUACAGCGGCCCCAUACUUCCCCGGCCGGGCACCAAGGCUCGAGAGGCGACUUUGCCGGAGGGCGUCCCAAACAUCGCGGGCAGCUUCAUGGUCUACAAAAUGGACAGCCUCGAGCAGGUAUGGAAUCGAUUGAAGGAAGAUGUGUAUUGGAGAGCCGGUGUCUGGGAUCAGAGCAGAGUCAUUGUGGAAGAGCUCUUGAAUUAG